This is a messenger RNA of Ochotona curzoniae (black-lipped pika), 3774 nucleotides long. It is a transcript of the gene ABCB5, whose product is annotated as ATP binding cassette subfamily B member 5. Gene Ontology annotation, molecular function: ABC-type transporter activity; ATP binding; ATP hydrolysis activity. NCBI's taxonomy places the organism in Eukaryota, Metazoa, Chordata, Mammalia, Lagomorpha, Ochotonidae. Gene Ontology annotation, cellular component: membrane. Gene Ontology annotation, biological process: transmembrane transport. Bases 1 to 3774 code for a protein of 1257 amino acids. The transcript has 27 exons. The record is from RefSeq and is a predicted model, not a curated record.
AUGGCCAGUUCUGAAAGCAUUGAAGAGAUGCAAGAAAUUGACCAGAGAAAUGGAACACAAGAACAAUUGCCUACAGUGGGGAAACAAGCUGUUGGGUGUAUUGAGAUAUUCCGUUUUGCCGAUAAACUGGACAUCACACUCAUGAUCCUGGGUAUCCUGGCCUCGUUGGUAAAUGGAGCCUGCCUCCCUUUAAUGUCACUGGUUUUAGGAGAAGUGAGUGACCACCUUGUUAGUGGCUGUCUAGUCCAAACCAAUGCAACAAAUUAUCGGAACUGUACUCUAUCUCAAGAGAAGCUGAAUGAAGAUAUGAUUGUGUUGACCAUGUAUUAUGUUGGGAUAGGAGGUUCUGCUUUGAUUUUUGGCUACAUGCAAAUUUCCUUUUGGGUUAUAACUGCAGCACGACAGACCAAGCGAAUCCGCAAGCAGUUCUUCCACUCAGUCUUGGCACAAGACAUCAGCUGGUUUGAUGGCAAUGAUAUUGGCGAACUUAACACUCGCCUAACAGAAGAUAUCACCAAAAUCAGCGAUGGUAUUGGAGACAAGCUUGCUCUACUGUUUCAAAAUAUGUCUACUUUUUCCAUCGGCCUGGCGGUCGGCUUGGCGAAGGGCUGGAAACUCACGCUGGUGACUCUGUCCACAUCCCCGCUCAUCAUGGCUUCUGCAGCAGCGUGCUCCAGGAUAGUCAUCUCACUGACCAGCAAAGAAUUACGGGCCUAUUCCAAAGCCGGGGCUGUGGCAGAAGAAGUCUUGUCCUCAAUUCAAACGGUGAUAGCCUUUGGAGCACAGGAGAAAGAAAUUCAAAGGUAUACCAAGAACCUCAGAGAUGCAAAGGAUGUUGGCAUCAAAAAGGCCAUAGCUUCUAAACUGUCUCUCGGGGCAGUGUACUUCUUCAUGAACGGAACUUACGGACUCGCCUUCUGGUAUGGAACCUCCCUGAUCCUCAGCGGAGAACCGGGUUAUACCAUCGGCACCGUUCUUGCGGUUUUCUUCAGCGUCAUCCACAGCAGUUACUGCAUAGGAGCAGCCGCCCCUCACUUUGAAACCUUCACGGUAGCCCGAGGAGCAGCCUUCACCGUCUUCCAGCUGAUUGAUAAGAAACCCAGUAUAGAUAACUUCUCAACAACCGGAUAUAAACCUGACUGCAUAGAAGGCACUGUGGAAUUUAAAAACGUCUCUUUCCAUUACCCCUCAAGACCAUCUGUUAAGGUUCUGAGCGGUCUGAAUCUCAAAAUCCAACCUGGACAGGUGGUAGCCUUGGUUGGCCCCAGCGGCAGCGGCAAGAGCACAGUGGUCCAACUUCUACAGAGACUGUAUGAUCCCAGCGAUGGUUCCAUCACGGUGGAUGAUCAGGACCUGCGAGCCUUGAACGUGCGGUGCUACCGAGAACACGUCGGGGUGGUCAGCCAAGAGCCCGUCCUGUUCGCGACCAGCAUCAGCGACAACAUCAAGUACGGACGCGACGGAGUGACGGACGAGGAGGUGGAGAGGGCAGCGAAGGAGGCCAACGCUUACGAGUUCAUAAUGGCGCUUCCUAAGAAAUUUAAUACACUGGUAGGGGAAAAAGGAGCUCAAAUGAGCGGAGGGCAGAAACAGAGAAUCUCCAUUGCCCGCGCUUUAGUUCGAAACCCGAAGAUUCUGAUCCUGGAUGAAGCUACGUCUGCCCUGGAUACAGAGAGUGAAUCCGUGGUUCAAGCUGCACUGGAGAAGGCGAGCAAAGGUCGGACUACCAUCGUGGUGGCUCACCGGCUUUCCACUGUUCGAAGUGCAGAUGCGAUCGUCGCCCUAAGGGACGGGAUGGUGGUGGAGAGUGGGACGCAUGGGGACCUCAUGGCAAAAAAGGGACUCUACUACUCACUUGCAAUGUCACAGGAUAUCAGAGAAGCAGAUGACGAAAUGGAGUCAAGACCAAGUUCCACUGAAAUAAAUGCCAGCUCAGCCCCUCUGUGCCCUACGCAGAGCAUCAAGCCAGACGUCACAGGCAGGUCUGAGGAAUCCACCCAGCACAAACAGACAAGUCUUCCUGAAGUUUCUCUUUUCAAGAUUUUUAAACUAAACAAACCCGAAUGGCAUUUGGUGGUUCUGGGUACAGUGGCUUCUGUUCUCAAUGGGACUGUUCAUCCGAUAUUUUCCAUCAUUUUUGCCAAAAUUAUAACUUUGUUCGAACAUGAUGACCAAACCGCACUGAAGCAUGAUGCAGAGGUUUAUUCCCUAAUAUUUGUCGUCCUGGGUGGUGUCUGCUUUGUCAGUUACUUCAUGCAGGGAUUAUUUUACGGCAGAGCAGGAGAAAAUUUGACCCUGAGAUUACGACAUUUGGCAUUUAAAGCCAUGUUGUACCAGGACAUCGCCUGGUUCGAUGAGAAGGAAAACAACACGGGAGCCUUGACCACGACACUAGCCACAGACAUAGCGCAAAUUCAAGGAGCCAUAGGUUCAAGGAUUGGUGUGCUAACACAAAGUGCAACCAACAUGGGGCUGUCCACUCUCAUUUCCUUCCUGUACGGAUGGGAGAUGACACUGCUGAUGCUGAGUAUCGCUCCAGUACUUGCAGUGACCGGGAUGAUUGAAACUGCAGCCAUGACGGGUUUUGACAACAAGGAUAAGCAAGAGCUGAAGCAAGCCGGAAAGAUAGCAAUGGAAGCGGUGGAGAACAUACGUACCAUCAUGUCCUUGACCAGAGAGAAAGCCUUUGAACACAUGUAUGAAGAGACCCUGCACACGCAACACAGAAACGCCCUGAAGAAGGCUCAGAUCACAGGGAGCUGCUAUGCCUUCAGCCACGCCUUCGUGUACUUGGCCUACGCAGCAGGCUUUCGAUUAGGAGCCUAUUUAAUUCAAGUUGGACGAAUGACCCCCGAGGGCCUGUUCAUAGUCUUCACUGCGAUUGCCUACGGUGCUAUGGUCAUUGGAGAAACACUUGUUCUGGCACCCGAAUAUUCCAAAGCCAAAUCUGGAGCUGCGCAUCUGUUUGCCCUGCUGGAAAAGAAUCCGACCAUAAACAGUUACAGCCAAGAAGGCAAAAAACCCGACACAUGUGAGGGCAACUUGGAGUUUCGAGAUGUCUCUUUCUUCUACCCGUGUCGCCCGGACGUGUCCAUCCUCCGUGGCCUGUCUCUCCGCAUCGAGAAAGGGAAGACGGUAGCAUUUGUCGGGAGCAGUGGCUGUGGGAAAAGCACUUCAGUCCAACUUCUGCAGAGGUUUUAUGACCCCACGAAAGGGCAAGUGCUGCUGGAUGGCGUCGACGCAAAAGAACUGAACGUGCAGUGGCUCCGGGCUCAGCUAGCCAUCGUCUCCCAAGAGCCCGUGCUCUUCAAUCGCACCAUCGCCGAGAACAUCGCCUAUGGUGACAGCAGCCGCGCCGUGCCCUUGGAGGAGAUCAGGGAGGUGGCCCAGGCGGCAGACAUCCACGCUUUCAUCGACAGCCUCCCUCAGAAAUAUGACACCUGCGUUGGACUGAAAGGAAUACAGCUUUCUGGUGGCCAGAGACAAAGAAUCGCCAUUGCAAGGGCUCUUCUCCGAAAACCAAAGGUUUUGCUGUUGGAUGAGGCCACGUCGGCCCUCGAUAACGAGAGUGAAAAGGUGGUCCAGGAUGCUCUUGACAAAGCCAGAAGCGGCAGGACAUGCCUGGUGGUCGCACACAGACUCUCCACGAUACAGAACGCGGAUUCGAUCGUGGUUCUGCACGACGGGAGGAUACGGGAGCAGGGAACGCAUCGCGAGCUCCUGCGAAACCGUGACGUCUACUUUAGAUUAGUCAACGCACAGUCGGUGCAAUGA